CGAAUGCGGUGAAUGGUAACAUCAGACUGACUUGUCCUCUUUCUCAUGUACAUAUGCGAAUCUUCGCCCUGCCUCGAGUCACCCGCAGCUGACUUCCAUUAUUGUCUUGAUCUCCUCGUGUGCACGGCCUUGCUAUUGCAGGCGCCUUGCGCCUUUCUCUUCUCCCUGUAAUACUAUGACUUCAUAUGCACCACCGAUACCACCAAAACGCUAUGAUCUUGUCCAGGCAUUCGAUGCCAUGGCGCUCGCCGGCAAGUCAAACGAGAGCAAGCGACUACCUGACCCUCUCCCUGCCAACGGGAAUCAGGCAAGUAGUUUUAUAGGGGGUUUCAAUCCCGAAAAGUUGGCAGUGAACGCGCUACUUGACGCGACGAAGCGACAACCCAUACACAGCGGGCAAUCCUCUCCGAACAGCAAGGGCGUAUUACCCCCACUACCAAAGCCGCCUACCUUUGUGGUGGCCAUGCCAUCUCCUCAAUUGGCGAAACAAUCGUUGACGAUGCAGCACGCGCUCAAUACCAUGGCACUGCCAGCACCAUCGCGUCCUCACUCGGAUUCCCUUCUUUCUCCUGGCAUCAUGGCCCAUCCCUCUAUCUCCGUUGGAAUGUGCCCGCAUCCAGCGCUCGAUAUCACACCUAAGUCUCGACCGCGUGCUGCUUCUGUACCCCCUUCCCCAUUAUCACCUCUGGCGAUCAAGAACACCGCGCAAUGUAGCAGCAUGACAAAGCUCGGGAAGCAGUGCUCCCGCCAAGUCAAGCUUCCGUCGACCCACUCCCAUAUCAACCCAAUACCUGUCGUGUAUUGUCAUCAGCACCGUGACGCAAUGUUUCAUGCGCAAACCGGAUUUUAUAUCAGACGGAAAGGCAUGGUAGAUACAUUUGUAGAAUUUAGUGAUUAUAUACCACAAUACCUCCAACGCGAUACCCAGCUGGCGCUUAGAGUCGAAAUGGAGAAAGCUGCUUCUACUUCGGACGUUCCCGGUUAUAUCUACACGUACGAAAUCCGAGACCCGAAACGUCCUGGUGUAAUUCAGCUCAAAGUCGGGCGCGCUGUAAAUCUCACAAAGCGACUGGAUCAAUGGGGCAAACAGUGUGGUUCGAAGGUGCCAAUUGUCCGGGGAUGGUGGCCAGGCACGGUCGAAGACGAGAGUGACGAUGACGGCACCAAUGGGAGCCUGCUUACAGGAAACAUCAAGGCAGGAGAGCCGGGGCCAUUGUGCCACCGUGUGGAGAGGUUGGUGCAUAUAGAGCUUGCGGACUUGGUGGUCCACACACCCUACCUAGACCCCAAGUUUCCGAAAAUCGACAAUUCAGACACCUCUCCUUCUACUUCGGGGGAAAUAUUCGCACUUCCACGUCCUGAGAAGGGACGUUGCAAGGGGCGAGAGUGGGAACUUCUCGUGAAACCCGUCAUCGAGAAAUGGGGCAAAUUUGUAUCGGAAUACUAUGCUUGAGCUAUCAUGUGCAACACCAUCGCCUUCAGAGGAGCCAAUGGGAAGCCUUAUACCCCUCAAUUGAUAUCCACGGUGCAAGCCACAGAGUGGCAUGCUUUCUAUCCGAGCUUCUUGCGUCGGUAAUAGGUUUGACUCUCGAAGAACUUUGUAAUUCUGACGGAUUCGGUCCUGUGCGACGACUCUGAUGGUGACAAUUGUACCAGAAACACUGCCGCAACAAAUAGUCGUCAUAACAGUCUUAAUCUCCCUUGGACUUGCAUUGGACAGACUAAAGACUAUAGACAAAUGAAGAGUCGUUUCUUAUUUACUUAACUACCAGAGCUCAAGCGCUCAAGCUUCAAAGCAAUCAGUAAAAGUCCGCUCUAAUCGACCAAGAAA
Suillus subalutaceus is the source of this 1831-nucleotide messenger RNA. RefSeq lists its product as uncharacterized. The transcript is spliced from 4 exons. Bases 176 to 1453 code for a protein of 425 amino acids. NCBI's taxonomy places the organism in Eukaryota, Fungi, Basidiomycota, Agaricomycetes, Boletales, Suillaceae. The record is from RefSeq and is a predicted model, not a curated record.